GUGCCUGGCAGCGUGGGAGCUUUGCAAAACACAGGCUGACCCGACGCCAAGGAGCUGCAAUGGGUCAUUAGCGCCCUGCGUCCCAGAUGGACAUUAUUGGCCCCAAGUGAUGAGUCAGGGAUGCCGUGCAAUGGGGCUGUUGUGUCUGAUGGGGGGAUCACGUGCACGCAGACGGUGGCAGGGAACCCCGAUGGCAGCUUCCUGCUUGAAAGGGCUCAAGCAUCCUCGCCGAUUAAACCGUGCAUUAACUAAUCUCGGGAGAAGCGAAAGCCGUCGUGUGCCGGGAUGAACGGAGCCCGGGGAAACAGCGUACUCAAGCCCUGAUGCAGAGAAAAACUCUUGCUUCAAACUGCAGCCCUCAGUCCUGCAAUGAGCUUUGCAGGGGCUCAGCCAGGAGCAAAGGGCCCAGUGAUACAUGCCCAAGGGUUGGACUAUUCGUUGUAGCCGUGUUGGUCGAAGGGAUGAAACUUUUGGGGCCGAGGUGAUAUCUUUUAUAGACCUUUUAUAAAAGAUACCUCUGCCCAACAAUUUUGUCUGCCUGGGUUUUGGGGGUUUUUUUGCAUGCCCUCCAGGGUCAGUUCUCGCCACCUCUGAGGACAGAAGUCAGGGUUGGGGUGUGCUGCCCAGAGCAGGGCAAUGCCUCUGCUGCCCCCAAAUAAAUCCUCAAGUUCCCUGUAGGGAGGCCAAUUUUAUCCCAGAGCCUCCAGCAGGGAUGAGGAAGCCCUGGGUUCACGGAGGACAUUUGCUGAAAGCGACAGGGCUACGCCCGAGGCAGCACCGGCGAUCAACCCCGUUCAUGUCCGAGUGUUUCCAGGGGUAAAUUGAGACACCAGCCAGUGACCUUUAGCACGUCACAACUGUUGUGAGUGUCCAAGCCUGCCAGCUUGCCUGAGUGUGAAAUGAAUAUCGCGUUGAAUGAAGCCAGCAGCUAAAUUUGUGUCUUCGGGCCGAUAAACAUCUUGGGUAUUAGACUGUCGAGGCGGUGGGUGACAGCCUCUCUCUGCCGCUGCCCCGCGCUGAAGACGCCCCAUGUCCCAUCGCAAGUUCUCGGCGCCCCGGCACGGCCACCUGGGCUUUCUCCCGCACAAGAGAAGCCGUCGCCACCGCGGGAAGGUGAAGACCUGGCCUAAGGAUGACCCCAGCAAGCCGGUCCACCUGACCGCCUUCCUGGGCUACAAAGCGGGCAUGACGCACACCCUGCGAGAAGUGCACAGGCCAGGGCUGAAGGUGUCCAAGAGGGAGGAGGUGGAAGCGGUGACGAUCGUGGAGACCCCCCCGCUGGUCGUGGUGGGGCUGGUGGGCUACAUCCACACGCCCCGUGGGCUCAGGAACUUCAAGACCAUUUUCUCCGAGCACAUCAGCGACGAGUGCCGGCGGCGCUUCUACAAGAACUGGCACAAGAGCAAGAAGAAGGCCUUCACCAAGUACUGCAAGAAAUGGCAGAGCGAGGAUGGGAAGAAGCAGCUGGAGAAGGACUUUGCUGCCAUGAAGAAGUACUGCAAGGUCAUUCGGGUCAUCGUACACACGCAGAUGAAGCUGCUGCCGCUGCAGCAGAAAAAGGCCCACGUGAUGGAAAUCCAGCUGAACGGAGGAACGGUGGCUGACAAGGUGGACUGGGUGCGCGAGAGGCUGGAGAAGCAGGUCUCCGUGCACACGGUCUUCAGCCAGAACGAGCUGGUCGACGUCAUCGGGGUGACCAAGGGGCGCGGGAUGAAAGGGGUGACAAGCCGGUGGCACGCCAAGAAGCUCCCGAGGAAAACCCACAAAGGCUUACGCAAAGUUGCCUGCAUUGGAGCCUGGCACCCAGCCCGGGUUGGCUACUCCAUCGCCCGGGCCGGCCAGAAAGGCUACCACCAUCGCACGGAGCUCAACAAGAAGAUUUACCGCGUCGGCCGCGGGGUCCACGUAGAGGACGGCAAGGUGGUGAAGAACAAUGCCUCGACCAACUACGACGUGACCGAGAAGACCGUCACGCCGCUGGGAGGAUUCCCUCACUACGGCGAAGUGAACAAUGACUUCAUCAUGCUGAAGGGCUGCGUGGUGGGCACCAAGAAGCGGGUGCUGACUCUCAGGAAGUCCCUUCUGGUUCACACAAAACGCCGGGAGCUGGAAGCCGUUGAGCUGAAGUUCAUCGAUACCACGUCCAAGUUCGGCCACGGCUGCUUCCAGACGGCGCAGGAGAAGAGAGCGUUCAUGGGCCCCCAGAAGAAACACUUGGUAAAGGGGACGCAGGAAGCCCAGGAAGAGCUGUAAGGAACGUCAGCCCGUGUCCACCAUCGUUGUGCAAAGACCCUUCCAAUAAAGGGACUGCAAAGCCUC
This is a messenger RNA of Gavialis gangeticus (Gharial), 2319 nucleotides long. RefSeq names its product ribosomal protein L3 like (gene RPL3L). The transcript has 10 exons. Gene Ontology annotation, biological process: translation; ribosomal large subunit assembly. Bases 1030 to 2253 code for a protein of 407 amino acids. The record is from RefSeq and is a predicted model, not a curated record. Gene Ontology annotation, cellular component: ribosome; cytosolic large ribosomal subunit. Lineage: Eukaryota; Metazoa; Chordata; Crocodylia; Gavialidae. Gene Ontology annotation, molecular function: structural constituent of ribosome; RNA binding.